AUGAGCGACGGAGACAGCGACCUGGAGGGCUAUGGGUCCGCGCCGUACUAUGCCCAUUCCCACCCCGGCAACUACGGCACGUACGCGCCUCCCCCACCUCCUCCUCCGCCUCCCCCGCCAGCGUCACCUCCGCCGCCCGCCAAGUACACGGGCAAGGCGCGCAUCAUCGAGUCCUCGGUCUUCUCCAGCCGAGACACGGGCCGACCCAAAGCGCGCGCCAAAAAGGUCCGCAAAAAAGUGGAAGGCAGGCAAAAUCCGCCCAUUUAUAAGCCAAGAGACCCAAUUGCCGCCGCCGCCGGCGGUGACGCUCCUCACAUGCUGAGCGUCGUGGAGCUCUGCAACAACAGCGACGAGGACGCCGAGAGUGUUGCCACCACGGGAGAUGUGGCCAUCGACACGCCCCUGCACUCGGGCGAGGAGGACGGCAACGAGAGCGGCGAGACGGCGGACGACGGCUGGGCCGACCACAACCGCUGGUACUGCAACAUCUGCAAGGAUGGAGGCCAGUUGCUGUGCUGCGAUCGCUGCCCCAGAGCGUUCCACAUGAGCUGCUUGGGCAUGUCGGUAGACAUGAUCCCGGACAGCGAGUGGUACUGCAAAAUGUGCACUGAGUGCCUGGACCGCCGUCGCCUGAAGAAGGAGUCGAAGGAGAAGGCGCGCGUGAUGCGCGAGACGGAGAAACUGGAGCGCAACGCGAAGCGCCGCAAGGCCGAGCAGAUGAAGGAGGAGCUGCUGGCCAAGAAGUCGGUGGAGGCCAUCGAGCACAAGGCCAAGCGCGUGCUGGAGAUGCAGGACCGCAUCCUGAGCCGCAAGAAGAUCAAGUACAAAGACAAGGAGGAGGAGAAGCUCGGCAGGCUCGCGGAAGACCUCGCGCAGACCGUGCGCACGGCCAAGGAGCGGCUGGAGAAGCUCGAGAAGGAGGACGCGGCGCUGAGGAAGAAGGAGGACGCGCUCAACAAGAAGAAGCGCGGCAUCGACGACAUCCCGCCCGAAGUCAUGGAGGACACGUCGCGCCCCGACAAACCGACUUUUGCAGACAUCCCGGCCAAGUAUGUGGGCAAGAUGCUGGCGGUGUGGGACUGCAUCUACGCGUUCCGCGACGUUCUAGAGCUCGCGGACGUAACAGUUGAUCAGUUCAGUCGCGCGCUAACGUACCCCAAGUACUCGCCGAUGCUGACCGAGGUCCACAUGUGCUUGCUGGAGAAAAUCCUGGAGGACAGAGAGGACGAGGACUAUGUCUCGGAUGACGAGGGAGGCUCGAUUGACGACAGCGAGCGAUACCGAUACGAGAUUCAGCACGCCCCGCUGACCGUUGGGGUGCCAACUCGCUCGAUGCUCUCUUCUCUCACGUGGCCGUCUGUUUUGUGCAGCUUGAUUGCGGCUGUGCCUCGCUACACAGCACACUCGACAUCGACGUUCUUAGCCGCGUUCCGAGCGCUCCAAGAGACUGACUACCCGUCGCUACAGGUGCAGCACAAGCUGGCGUUGCUGAAAUUCCUGGUUGGCCGCUUCGCUGGUACGGAGAAGGUUCGUCGGCUGCUUGCCAGGCACCUGAGUGAAACUAUCCAAGGCACCAAGGAGUACAAUCGCACUGUCAUCAUCGACCGGAAGCUUACGCUUGAGGACGAGAAGAAGCUUCGCGAGAAGCAGCGCGCGGAGCUGGCCAGCAUCGUGGACUCGAACAAGACGUCGAUGAAGUCUUGGCUGGGGAACGACAAGAAGGGAGGUAGCUCGGUUGAUGGCAUUGAGGAAACUAAGAGCGACUUCGAUGGCGACACUGGCUCAGCUAGUGACUCGGACUUGGAUGACCUCGCAUACAGCGAGGAGGCUCUGUCCAAGAACGAAGAGGAGCUGGAGAAGCUGCAGAUGCAGGAGUUCAUUUCUCGCCACGAGUACAUCGCGCGAAGGAAGAAGCUGGACAAGCAGCGCGAGAGGCUUCGACAGAGGGCGGAGGUAAAGAUGCGCAAGCAGAAAAUGCAGGAGCAGAUCGAACGGAAGCGAGCCGCAGCGAAGAAGGGCAUUACUGAUGGACUGACGUCCAAGGACGCUACCCUGCUUCGAAGUGCGAUUGAGAAGGGCAAGGAGUGUGGUCUUCCGGACCGUAUUAUCGUGUCAGCAACCCAUGUUCUGGAGAUUCUGGAUGCUGAAGCUGCUCGCGACGAAGAAGGUUUGGUGAAGAAGCGCAAGUUCAACGCUCUGCUGCGUCAGCACUUCGUUCGGUCGGAGCCCAUCGGGCGAGACCGGGACCAGCUUAGAUAUUGGAUUCUUCGAGGUGAUCUACAGCGAAUUUACGUGGAGAGACCUGGUCCCUCCGAUAAGGUGAAGCGCAAGUACGAGUCCUUGGCGAAGAGCGGGUCUCCGAGGGACGGGCUGAUCCCUGAGGACGACGACAGCAACGCGACGUGGUUCUGCUACUCGUCCCAGACGGAGGUGAACUCGCUCGUGGAGGCGCUCGACGAGCGUGUGCCUCGUGAGGCUCACCUUCGCUCAGCCCUGAACGAUCACAUGGAUGAAAUCACGGAGGAGAUGCCUGUUUCGAAGCCUGGCUUGCUGAUUUCGGACCUGCUGAACGAGGAGAGUAAGAAGCGCGCGCAACGGACAUCAGGCUCGUCAACGGACGAGGCUACGGAGUUCCUGCAGUGGAAGAAUGACAAGCAUCCCAAGCGCAAGUCUGUUCAGCAUGCAGAGCCGAGCGUGGAGUCGUUCCGCGACGACCUGCUGAAGUCGCAAGACUGGAUCUCCAAGUGCCUGCGCACGCUCGGCUCCACGUGGCCUGACCGUCCUGAAAAUGGCGGCGCUGCGUGGCGUAAAUCUCUGGAAGACAUCGAGACAAUCGAAGGUUUCGCUGCCCCAUUGUUGGCGUUAGAGAAUGAAGUGAUGGCGGCACAGGCCAAGCCAAAGGGAGCGUCUGCGGCUGCGGCGCCUGCUGCUGCUGCUUCAGCCGAUGGUACUGACGCGAAUAAGGAUGCUCCUAACCCCAGUGAAGAGCACGACAAGAUCGACGACAGGAGUGACGAAGAGGACGACGACGAGGAAGAAGAAGUUCUGGCUGUAGACGACGGCUCGAUGCUGUGGCCGUCCAAGUAUUGCCGCGAGCGUUGGAUUCAAAAUGUCAAGCGUGGCAAGACGGUCGCUGUCAUAGCAACUGCGUUAGCGUCAUUAGUGCAUCGCCUGGAGGUGCUGGGCUUCUUGAAUGCGUCGGAUGAAGAUGCGAUGAAGACGCGCGCCAAGAGCGAGAAGGAGAAGCGGUCUCGCAAGGAGCGCGCUGUCAAGAAGAAGAAGCAGUUUGAGGACGCGGAGGACGACGAAGGUCCGACGCGCGAGUCGGUGGACGAGUGGGAGGAAGACUGCUACAUUUGCACCGAAGGCGGCGAGCUGUUGUGCUGCGACGGCUGCCCGCACGUCUUCCAUUACUCAUGCAUCGGCCUGCGCCGUAUUCCUCGCGGGAAGAUCUUCUGCCACGAGUGUGAUACGACGGUCAAGCCUGUGUUCCCAGUGAAUGGCGCCAAGAAGAACGGAAAGGCUGCGUCGAAGCGGCCAAGACGCUCGAACUCGCCAACGUCACGGCGUCGGCCCCGCAAACAGGCCAAGCUGGGCAAGGCCAAGUCCGAUGACUCGGAGUCGGAAGACAGCGGCGCCGAGUCCGAUUCUGCAGUUUCCACCACGUCUUCCGCCCGCCCAGCUUCAAGACCGAAGGCCCCUGAAGACCAGUGGGACGUCGACUGCAGCGUGUGUGGCCUCGGAGGCGAGCUGCUCUGCUGUGAUGGAUGCCCUCGCGCUUUUCAUGUCAACUGCAUCGGCCUGGCCGAGAUCCCCGACACAGAGUGGUUCUGCAACGAGUGCAACCUGCAGACGUGUGGCGCCUGCAAGAAGAACAAGAUCCGGCUGGACUCGCACGUGAUCUGCGGCUCCGAGGACGGCACGAAGGGCUGCGACCGCGUGUUCCAUCUGAAAUGUGCCAAGCUCGAUGCUGUCCCCGCAGAUGACUGGUACUGCAAGAAGUGCCGCACAAAGCUAAACCUGUAA
Phytophthora sojae is the source of this 4026-nucleotide messenger RNA. RefSeq lists its product as hypothetical. The coding region runs from base 1 to 4026 and encodes 1341 amino acids. NCBI's taxonomy places the organism in Eukaryota, Oomycota, Peronosporomycetes, Peronosporales, Peronosporaceae. The record is from RefSeq and is a predicted model, not a curated record. The transcript has 7 exons.